Molecule: messenger RNA, 6061 nt
Organism: Pocillopora meandrina
Lineage: Eukaryota; Metazoa; Cnidaria; Anthozoa; Scleractinia; Pocilloporidae
Source: the annotation of a GenBank genome assembly
AUGGCCUCCGUGGAAGAGAUUCGAACUAGGGUUAGUCUGCAAGAACACGAUGUCAUAAACGUAAGUCUAGUAUUUGUGUCGUGGUAUAUAGUUUUCUUAACACAAUAUUUCUGAUCUUAUCAGAUGUUUUGUUCCUUUAGACGCAUAGCACAGACUUUCCUGGUAAUUACCCAGGCUAUGAUGACACGUGGAGCCAGGAGAAAUUCGAAGAGGUAAUUAUUUCAGGUGUCUCUUGCUGCAAAAUCUUUUGAUUUGUUUUGCUUAUUUUUAUCACAACUGUAGAAUUCACAGUGAACUAGUUGAAUUUGCAAAUGGUAAAGUUUAAGGAUAUAGGGCCACUCGUUUACAUCCUAUCGAGUUACAUUUGCGCCCAUGCUAGUAUGGUGUUCAAACAGUCCACAAACUGGACUUAAGGUGCUUGGAUUCUUUAUUUGCAUCUUUAUUUGGCCUGUUUCAUCUUUAUUUAUAUAUUUUUUUGUUUUUAAAACUUUCCAAUUUCAUGAGCUUGAAGCACGAUUGCACAGAAACCACUUGUUUCAGUCAAGGGCAGUGUUAUCAUCUGCGGACUAACUUGCUGGUUUUCUGUCGUGCUUGUCUAUGAUGUUUCUUCAGUAGAGUUUUGUGACAUAAAUUUCUUAAUUUUUUUUUAUGCACGCAUGUCAAUGGUGUGAAUGCCUCAUGCAUUGCGUGCAAUUAUAUCAGGGCAUUAUUUACUCCAUUUUACAUCUGAGCUGAUGCUAUAAUUCAUUAACAUGUAAUGAAAAGAUGUAGAUGUGUUUAGAAACGAUGCGUCUUAAGGGUAAAAGCCUUUAAAUGAUAGAAUCAGUAUAACCAAAGGCCUUUACUUACUUAAACUAUUGGGAAUGCCCAUUUCUUAAAGGCUUUUAUGGAAGCAGAGUUUCACAGAUUCUAACAACAGAACUUUACAAGAGCACAUUUUCAAUCUUGCCUUAUUUGGCAAGCAUAGAAAUGGAUAUGCUAUGAACUGUUCAUCCUGCCUUUUUAAUUUUACUUCACAGAAAUUUUGUAUUGAAAUAAAGCACUUGGAUGAGAGUGAACUUGAAUUUGAUAUGAUUGGAGUUGAUGCUGCUAUUGCAAAUGCUGUGAGGAGGAUUUUGCUAUCAGAGGUGAGUGUGUUUUCAUUCUAGUGAGGCUUUUUUGAUCAAAGUUUAUUGGAGACUCUAAACUUGAGUCUAUAUAGUAUUUGAGGUACAACUGAAAGCUAUGUGCUAUGUAUGUUCCAUUAAAAUAGGUUCCAACAAUGGCAAUUGAGAAAGUUUUUAUAUACAACAACACGUCUAUUAUCCAAGAUGAGGUAUGGUGAUGACAAUUUUUAUUCUUUUUAAAUUGUAUUGUGUGUGGUUUCUGGGGCCUUUUUUCAUGCUACAGGGGAUGGUAGUUUGCUUUACUGAUUAUAGGUUAUCACCCACUCUAAGUACCAAGAAGUGUAGAGGAUAAUAACCUCCCCAAAAGUUGGUUUUAAAAACUCAUGGUUGAUGUGAAAUUUGUACGUGGCAACCUAUGGAUUCUGCCAAUACAUCAUUAGCAGUUACAGUUUUCUGUUUUCAGUAAAGUUUUCUAUCUAGAGACAUGUCUGCAGUCCUCCAAAAUAUUUUUUGUUUCAAUGCUUUGAACAGAAAAUACCAGCUUAAAAGCUCCAGUAGCGAUUUUUGAAUCUUGGAUUGUAUGAACAGAUUUAUUCUAACUUCUGUGUCUCAUCUUUUUCAUAUCUGAAGGUAUUGGCUCAUAGGUUAGGACUCAUUCCAAUUUAUGCAAAUCCCAGAGAAUUUGAUGUUAAGAUGGAUGGUAAGUUGUUCAGGAGGAAUUUAGAGGAACAUUCUCUUUUGGUAGGUGUGGAAAGUUUUUGAAACAGAACCAUGACCAUGUUAUGUAUUGAUUUCUCCAAAGGAGAUGAGGAAGCUAAAGAUGACACAACACUACAGUUUAACUUAAAAGUUAAGUGCAUCAAAAACAAGAAUGCACCAAAGAAUGCCACAGACCCUGAUGAAUUAUAUGUAAACUCCAAAGGUAACAGUUAAUAAAUAAAUUAAUAAAAGAAGUUUAAUUCCACCGUCAUUGUAGUUAAUCUGAAUUACAAUGUGGUUACAGUAUAAGAAUUACAUACUGUUAAUCAGUAAGGGACUGGGUUACAAUAGAUUUUGUAUUAAAAUUACAAAUACAAGUUAAAAUAUAUAUGUAGGUAUAUGGUCUAAAAAUCUAUUGAUUGUUGAGAGCUAAACUAGUACUUGGGAAAAAACUAUGGUGCAAUCUUUCAGUCCUGCAUUUAGUUAAUGUAUAUUUGUUAGCACAUCUUUUUUGAUAGUGAUGCAUGCACUGUCUUGUCAUUGGGAGAUGUUUAAUGAGAGGUCCUCCUCUUGAGAAGAAGGUUUUUAUAUGUUAUAUAAUUGAAUAAUAUAUGAUGAUUUCUAUAUGUUACAUAAUUGAAAAGAUACUUACCAGACAGGACUAGACCAGACUAGACCAUAUUAGACUGAUACAAGUGAGCCACAGGAUAUUCCAUGGUAUACCACUCAUAAGUUUUUGCAUUAUUUAAUGUGCUUUGUUUCUUCAGUUACUACAGAUCACCUGAAGUGGAUGCCAAUUGGAAAUCAGGCCAGGAAGGUGCACUUAGCAAAAUAGUGAAUUUAUUACUAUCACAUGAAACCCUUUUUUCUUAAUUAAUUGGUGUAUUUGAAAUUAAUUGUGUGCAUGCCAUAGUAUGAGUUACAAUACAGAAAUGAAAUGAGGCUGCAGAUAAAGUUCCCUUCUUUCUUCCUUUGUUUUCAAGUGUCUCCCAGCAGUUGUAUGAAUUUUGCCUCACUGUGCUGGCAUUGUCCUAUAGUUAACCCUUUCACUCCCCAGAUCUCAGUAGUAAUUCUCCUUACUGUCUGCCAUACAAAGCUCACAAUGUUACUGUGCAUGUACUUUGGAGAAUUUGGUAUUGUAUCUACUAGUAAUCCCCUUAUAAUUUUUUUGUUAAUUCUCAUCACUUUUCUGCUUGCACUUAAACUGUAAGGAGAAAUUAUGUCUUAAUCACUCAGGCAGUGAAAAGGGUUAAAAUUAGACUGUACAUUUUAUCAGAAGUGGUCUAAAUGGAGUGUGUGUCGUUUGCAGAAAGCAACAUUGGUGCUGUAAGUGUAAGUGACUUCAUGGUUCUGUGCAGUUAUCACUGAAUUGGUGACGCCUUUUUUUCAGUACGGCCCACAGGAUAUCAGACCAGUUCUCAACGAUAUACUGAUUGCAAAGCUCAGACCAGGACAGGUAUCAACAUCCUUUUGUAAUUACUUAAUUUAGACUAGUUAAACUGACCUACAUGUGAUAUUGCAAUAACACAGAGGAGCUGGAAACUUUUUUUGCAUGUACUAAAUUCAGACUUAAGACAAAAGAUGAGAACUCCACACUUGUGAUACCCUGAGAACUCUUAAAGCUAAACUUUUUAAGGCUGGUCUCUUACACAAGGUGUAACCAAAACCAUGGUUUUAGACUAGCAGUGGGCCUCAGGCUUUUCUUUAAGAGGUUGAUUUGAUUGCAUAAAUUUCCUUCCACUGUGGGCUUUCGGUCCUCUUAACACUGCUAAAAGGACGUUAAUUAAUGUCUGAUGAAAGAUUCAGCUAAAUUGAAGAUAGUUUAGGGCGCAGUUUUGUUAAACAACAGCCGAACUUUGUACAUUCAAACAGAUAUUAAAUUUUGUUGGAUCUAGAUAAGAAACAACACAGUUGUAGUCUGAGGAGUUUUUGUAACUAGUCAUUUUCAUUUUUUUGUUCUCUCUUCAGGAAUUAGAUCUUAAAAUGCACGCAGUUAAAGGAAUAGGCAAGGACCAUGCGAAGUUCUCGCCCGUUGGUAUGUUAAAUGUAUCAACCGUGGAAUGUUUGUGAACUUUUGCUUCAGAAGAAGACAAAAAUACAGGUCGUAAAGUUCACGGAUCAACAUCAGUAUCUGGGCAACUGCCCACCUACCCCUCCCUUAACUCAACAACAGUCAAUUGAUAACAAGUUAGGGUUAAUGUUGGAUUAGGGGAGGGGUAGGUGGGCAGUUGCCCAGAUACUGAUAUUGAUCCGAGUUCAUUUUCUCUCACUUCAGCCACGGCAUCUUACAGACUUCUUCCAGAAAUAACGAUCGUCAAACCCUGUGAGGAUGAGUUGGCUGAUAAAUUAGCGCAAUGUUUCUCCGAAGGUGUCAUUAAAGUGGAAAAUGAACACGGUAUGUGACAUUGAAUGGAAUUUUGUCAAGUUCAGGGGUGAUCGGUGAACUCUGAAACAUUGUAAUGAUUAAGGAGGUUGCUUACUAGCACAUUUUGGGAAACGCUCUGUCCCAAUAGUGAAUACACAGGGCACUGGGUGAAAAAGUCUGCAGGCUUAAGCCAUGGCGGAGACCAUUAUGUUUGGCUCUUGGGCUAAAUACUUUACACCUUACAUAUUGCCUCUUGCCAACCAAGAGUGAUAUAGGGGAUACCAGAAAUAUGUCGCAGAUUUGAAAUUGGCCGGAAUCUCAUCUGAUAGGAUAUGCGCCGACAGCCUCGCGAUCCACUUUCGUGUGCAGACUUAACAUUUGACGUGGAUCUUGGGAAUCUGCUUGCGAGUGAGGCCAAUGUGGUUGGGACCAAGUCCUGACUCAGCACUCACGACAGGGUAAUUAUCAGAGAGAGUGGGAGUGAGUUCUUAGAACGUUUCUGACAAAUGAGGGUUUGUUGUUGUUGUUGUUGUUUUUUUUUUACAUUGCUAUUGUAGGAGUCAAACGAGCUGUGGUAGCCGACUCGAGAAAAGACACAUGUAGCAGAGAAGUAUUUAGACACGAUGUACGUUUGACCUUACCUUGUUUAUUUCCGCUUUGAAAUGUCGAAAUUCUUACGUUCAUCCUGUAUUUCUUGCUGUGGCUUUGCUUUUCGACGGAUGAAUGUGAACCAGAAAUGAAAGACACGAAACAAAACAAAAAAUUCGACUAGAUCAAGUAAACUUUUUCUAGUAUCGUAGCAAACAAAUAAAAAAAAAACACGUGAGGGAGAAAGCUUUGUACUCGUCAAAGUGACUAACCUUGUAAUAUAUACAGUGUUGCAUGUUAGGCUGGGUAUCGUAUACACUUGCAUCAAUGACGUGGACUACUGCUUCAUUUUUCUUAGGAUCUAAAGAAUCGAGUCAAGCUCUCACGGAUUAGGGACCAUUUUAUAUGUAAGUUGGAGUGAUCAGUGAGUCUCUUCCGGCUCAUCUUCAUCGUACACGUGAUGAAUCUUUGCCAGAGAAGCAGAUCCGCUCUGUAUUGUGCUGGUCUAGUGUCCAUGUUCUUUAUUUGAGCUACGUAUGUUUUAUUUGAUGCUUAGGAUGUGGUUAUUUCAGAAUCAGUGUAAUAUAAUGGCUGGAAUCCGAAUACUUGGGAUGUGAAAUUAUUUAAUAUAGAAGGAUGUUAAAAUGAGGCUAAAUUUAGGCGAGGUUAAACUCAAGAAAAUGCUGUCUAGCGGUCUCAGGCUCUAAUGGGGGGAGGGGGAGUUGGUUCCGAGGCCUGUGUUUUUUAUAGCGCUUUGUUCGGUGCUAAGCCCUUAUUAUAAUAAUUUUGCGAAGGUGACUCGCGAACUGACUGUACUGUUCUGUGCUUUGUGUAGUCUCCGUGGAGUCAACUGGUGCCCUUCCUCCAGAUGCACUGGUUUGUGAAUCCAUUAAAGUCCUAAUGGGAAAGUGCAGACAUUUCCUCUCCGAACUGGAUGGCCAGUCUCUAGACACUUGAGUUUCCACUUCAUCUAGUCCAUGCGUAGAGGGAAAACUUCGACAUUGUUUGGCUCACCCAGCUGAACACUUGCGUUUUCAUGCUUCCUGGUCCGUGCGAGAACAAACACCUUAUACAACGGUAUUGUUUAGCUAGCCUGUAACGGAUGAGAAGUGAAAUGGAAUCAGACUUCCCAGAUGCCACUGUCAUCUAUGAAAGUGAAACUCCAAGCCGAAUUGUAAUAAUUGUUGCAACAGUGUUGAAUAUGUAGAACUGAUAACACCAAGCCUACCAUCUCUUCAGAGCGCUUUUCGAUUAAGUGUGGUAAAACCGAAACCAGAGUAAUCAAAAUGGCUAAUCGGAAGAA